AUGUGCGCUGCCUUCUCCAGUCCUAACCACGGAGGUCCAGGCUACGGCUUCAACUAUCCUCCACAUCCUUCCCAGCCUGUACCUGGAGGAUACGGUCCAACGACAGCCUACCUUGCUGGUCCUCCCCCUCCCCCUCCCGGUCCUGGAUACGGUUACCCUCCACCGCCACCACCAUAUAACGCCCACAAUACCUUUAACAACAAUAACCAUAACAACACCCCUCCACCAGGACCCAGCCCAGCCAACGGAUUCGGCUUCCAUCCAGGCCCCGCAAACAACAUGCACAUGAACACGAACAUGAACAUACCUCAACCCCAACCCCAUCCACCACGCAGCACCAUCCCCAGUGCCUUCGUCCUGCGCCAAUCCCCCACCACGCACAAAAUCAUCCUCAUCCACCCGUCCGGCACACCCGCCACCGCACCCCCGCUCUACUCCCUAACUUCAUCCCCCAAAGCCAGCAAAGCAGACUACGUGCUCGCGCGGGGCGCCGACCCAAACAACGCUUCCGCACUCGUGGGCGAAGUCAAGUCACACACAUUCAGCAGUAAAUACGAUCUCAUCGUGCGGGGGCAGAAGUGUCUGCUGAAAGAGUCUACGAUGGGCGAUAGCUAUACGAUCGAUAUCCCUGGGAGGGGGAGGUACAAGUGGGUGACGGAUCAGGAGAAGAUGAGUUCGAAGAUGUGGUUGAAGGAUGAAGGGAAGAGUAGGGUGUUUGCGACGUAUGAUAAGAGUCGGGGGCCGUCGAGCGUGGGGAGCUGGAAGAAGUUUGUUGGGGGCAGAGAUCGGGAGUUGGUGCUUGAGUCUGCGGUGCAGGGGGAUGAGUUUUUGGUGGAGGUUUUGCUUGUUAGCAUUUAUGCUGUCAAGAUGGCUAAGGAGGGGGCUUUGGAAGCUGCUGGGGAGAUUGUCGGUGCGCUUGCAGGGGCUUGA
This is a messenger RNA of Aspergillus puulaauensis, 930 nucleotides long. RefSeq lists its product as uncharacterized. The coding region runs from base 1 to 930 and encodes 309 amino acids. NCBI's taxonomy places the organism in Eukaryota, Fungi, Ascomycota, Eurotiomycetes, Eurotiales, Aspergillaceae. The record is from RefSeq and is a predicted model, not a curated record. The transcript has a single exon.